AUGCAGAAGAAACAUGGUCAUGAGUACGAGGGGCUGGGAGCGCCGAAGCCUCCGUGGCGGGUUAGCCUGGCCGCCCGGAAAACGGGCCUGUACCGGCCUGACCUGCCCACCUUACGCCGCAUGAACAUGGACGAUGAAGCUAGCAAACUGCCCAACGAGCACUGCAGGAACACCACCACAUGCACCGCUGAUGACUUUGCAAGUUCUUCCUUUACCCUAUUUGACCAUCCAAAACAAACCCAUGCAGCAUUGUUAUUUAACUAUGCUGGAGGAUCACUGACUGCAAGUGACAAAUUUUCUCCUGAUCGAAAACGAUAUACAAUCCCCAGCAUUCAUAUCGAGAAACCCUGGAGCCACUAUAAGCCUUUGAUUACUAAGGCCUCAAAGGAUUGGUCUCAGUUUGUCUCGGAGUGUGGGGAAUUUGUGCUUCCCAAAAGGGACUUCAAAGAUAUACACUUCUCUGGUUAUGCAGUCAGAUAUUUGAAACCCAACAUUACCCAGUCCUGGAAGUAUCACCUUCAUUCAGAGCCAUCGGUUUCCAAAUAUGAUCAGAAGCCUAUUCCAUACGAAACUUGGAAUCGAUAUAGAAGGUUAUCCAGUCCAUUCAGCCGUACUUCCUUCCAGCGACCUUGGUACUAGAGCACAUCGUGGGUUCAGAAGCUAUGAGCAGAAGUUAUCAUCGUGGAAUCUGUUACCACAUUUGCUGCAGGAUCAGGAGCUGAUAAAAUAAUUUCAUAUAAGUAAACAGUUUUCAACCAAUAGUAAGA
Molecule: messenger RNA, 767 nt
Organism: Rhincodon typus (whale shark)
Lineage: Eukaryota; Metazoa; Chordata; Chondrichthyes; Orectolobiformes; Rhincodontidae
Product: testis, prostate and placenta-expressed protein
Exons: 7
Coding region: 1-639 (212 amino acids)
Source: RefSeq, a predicted model, not a curated record